CUACCAGAGUUGAAAAGAGAAAUUUCAAAAAAGCUGCUAAUAUUGAUAGUGAAGAAACCCCUAUUGAAAUAAUUCUGAUUAAUGAAAUUAGCAAUUACAUUUCUGAUGAAAUUGAUAGAUUAGAAAGUGAUACUGCACUUUUUUCAACUUUUUGUAUCAAGCUUGACGAAGCUACUCUUAAUGCCUUCUCGUUUGUUGAUUCUUCUUUCAAGCCCAAUUUAAAACGCGAAGAUAAGGAAUAUUAUAUUGUCUGUCCGUCGAAUUUACAGAGAAAUAUUAUUGAUCUUGUUAAAAAGCAUUUUAACAUGCAUCCUAAAAUUCUGACUAGUGCAAAUGGUCAAUUCCUAUCUUUUGCAGAAAUAAGGUUAAUGGUG
Messenger RNA from Racocetra fulgida, 374 nucleotides. Lineage: Eukaryota; Fungi; Glomeromycota; Glomeromycetes; Diversisporales; Gigasporaceae. The record is from the annotation of a GenBank genome assembly.